Messenger RNA from Hypanus sabinus (Atlantic stingray), 966 nucleotides. RefSeq names its product probable G-protein coupled receptor 139. Gene Ontology annotation, cellular component: membrane. NCBI's taxonomy places the organism in Eukaryota, Metazoa, Chordata, Chondrichthyes, Myliobatiformes, Dasyatidae. Bases 1 to 966 code for a protein of 321 amino acids. Gene Ontology annotation, biological process: G protein-coupled receptor signaling pathway. The transcript has 2 exons. Gene Ontology annotation, molecular function: G protein-coupled receptor activity. The record is from RefSeq and is a predicted model, not a curated record.
AUGGGCUAUCCAGUUAUCUUUGUGUUUGAAAGCAUCUACUACCCCAUUCUUGCAGCAGUUGGCAUUACAGUUAACCUGGUGGCAAUCAUAAUCCUGUGCCGGGGAAAAUGCGGACUCUCCAAAUGUGUUACUCGCUAUUUGGUUGCCAUGGCAGUGGCGGAUCUAAUGGUAGUGAUCUCCGAAGUCAUACUGAAGCGAAUUAACAACAUUUAUUUGCCGAUAAACAUUUUGUUCAUCACUCCAGUCUGCGCCAUGAAACUUGUCGUUAAACAUGCAGCCCUCGAUUGCUCUGUUUGGUUCACGGUCGCUUUUACUUUUGAUCGUUACGUAGCCAUUUCUUGUCAAAAUCUCAGACCAAGGUACUGUACCCCGAGGACAGCAAGAGUGGUUAUAAUAUCUGCAUGUACACUGGCUUGUUUAAGGAGCAUCCCUUACUACUUUAUGUAUGAACCCAAAUAUUAUAUUAACAACAUCCCUUAUUUUUGCAUUGAAACUCUUGCCUAUCAUACCUCGCCACUGUGGGUUGCGAUUGAGUGGUUUGACAGUAUUUUAAACCCUUUCGUACCAAUCAUUUUCAUCCUUUUGUUCAAUGCCUUUACAGUCAAACAUAUCAUAAGGUCCAAUAAAAUCCGUAAAGCACUCAUGAAUAAUGUGGACAAUCAUGAUUCUGAGACUGACAACCGUAAGAAGUCUAUGAUUUUACUCUUCACUCUAUCUGGCAACUUCAUCCUGCUCUGGCUGCCAUAUUUUGUUCAUUCCUUAAAAUGGCAAAUGAACAACUACAAUUACCAGGACAAGUAUUACAGCAACCCCAUAUACAUCAACCAGCAAACGGGAUUCAUGUUGCAACUACUCAGUUCCUGCACCAACACUUGCAUCUAUGGACUGACGCAGAGGAAGUUCAGACAGGAGCUGAAAAAUGGGGUGAAGUAUCUGGUCACACUGAAUGGGAAACUCUGUAACUAG